AUGGAGCUUGGAGAGUGCACGAGGAACCCGGGCUACCAGGAGGCGGACAGGGAGGCGGACAGGGCGGCGGACAUCACCACCACCAAUGGCCCCGAGGAGAGCCGUGACUCCACCGGCGUGUGUCUGGACUCGGACGCCGUCGAGUACACCCAGAUCAAACCUUUCGCCGGGAUGCCCAAAGAGGUCCUGCUGCUGUACUCCAGCCAGGCCCGGUACCGAGUGCCCCGUGAGAUCCUGUUCUGGCUCACGGUGGCCUGCACCCUGGCGCUGGUGGCGCUGAGCAUCACGGUGAUCGCGCUGUCGCCCCGCUGCCUGAGCUGGUGGCAGGUCUCCCCGGUCUACCAGGUGUACCUCCGCUCCUUCAAAGACUCGGACGGAGACGGGGUGGGAGACCUCCAGGGUUUGCAAGAGCAGCUGCAUCAUUUCCAGUAUCUGAACAUCAAGUCAGUUUGGAUCACUCCCUUCUACCGCUCUCCCAUGAGGGACUUUGGCUAUGAUGUGGAAGACUUCAAGGCCAUCGACCCGCUCUUUGGCACCAUGCACAAUUUUGAAGAACUCCUGGCUGAAAUGCACAGCAAAGGCUUGAAGCUCAUCAUGGAUUUCAUUCCCAAUCACACCAGUGACAAGCACCGCUGGUUCAACCUGAGCCGCACCAGAGAUGAGCAUUACAAAGACUACUAUGUCUGGGCUGACUGCAAUGCAACUGCACCAAAGCCUAAUAACUGGGUGAGUGUGUUUGGGAACUCGUCAUGGACCUAUGAUGAAGUCAGAGGACAAUGCUACUUGCACCAGUUCCUCAAGGAGCAACCAGACCUCAACUUCAGAAACCCACAUGUUCGCAAAGAGAUGAUUGACAUCCUUCAUUUCUGGCUGGGAAAGGGAGUGGAUGGGUUCCGCAUGGACGCAGUGAAGCACCUCCUUGAGGCCACGCACUUGAGGGAUGAACCACAAGUGGAUCCAAACAAACCUCCAGACUCUGUAACUUCAGAGUGGGACCUCCACCAUGACUACACCACCAGUCAGCUGGGGUUACAUGACCUACUGAGGGAAUGGAGGGCGGAGAUGGACAAAUUCAGCCGUGAGCCUGGCAGAUACAGGUUCAUGGUGACGGAAUCAUAUGACUACCACGAGGUGGACAAGACCAUGAUGUACUAUGGCACCACACUGGUUAAAGAGAGUGACUUCCCCUUUAACUUCUACCUGCUCGACCUGCCUCAGAACACCAGUGGCUUGUGGGUUCAACACCUGGUUCACCUCUGGAUGUCCAACAUGCCCAGAGGACAGUGGCCCAACUGGGUGGUGGGGAACCAUGACAAACCUCGGAUCACCUCCAGUGCUGGACGACGUUACAUACAUGUCAUCAACAUGCUGCUGCUGACCCUUCAGGGCACGGCCACCACCUACUAUGGCGAGGAAAUCGGCAUGGAGAACAUCAAUGUUACACAGAGUCAGAUACAGGACCCUGCUGGCAAAUACAAUGCAAGUGCCAGUCGGGACCCUCAGCGAUCUCCAAUGCAGUGGAGUGGUGAUAUGAACGCGGGCUUCAACAACAAAACCAACAUCACCUGGCUGCCUGUACACCCUGACUACAGCAGGGUCAAUGUGGAGGCCCAGAAGAAAGAGGAAGGCUCUCUUCUGGCCCAGUAUCGUUUUCUGAACACCCUGCGUCAGUCAGAGCUCCCACUCCAGCGUGGCUGGUUCUGCUUCGUCCACGCCGACAUUAAUGUUUUCUCCUACCUAAGAGAGCUGGAUGGGCUUGACCGGGCUUUCCUCAUAGUCCUCAACUUUGGCAAAGAAUCCGCGGUCACGGAUCUCUCUACUGUUAGCGAGUUGCCGGACCAGCUGAUGGUGCUGAUGAGCACUGACCGGGAGAAUGAUGGGAAAGUGUUGCAUAAGUCUCGCAUCCUGACUGCAGCGGGAGAGGGUUUGGUGAUCCAGUACUCCACCUACACCCGCUUUAAUCCCAGCCACCCCAUGCAGUGCUAUGUCUCUGAGAAAGCCUGCUACCUGGCGGCUAUAGACAUACUUUAUAAAUGCUAAUAUGACAGCACCAUGCUUUUAGAUCAUUACGCCUGGGCAUUUGCAAUCAAAUAGUCCUCUCCUUGCAUAUUUAUAAAUAUCUUUUUAAGGGCAAUAAAUAACUUUUUUUUAUAUAGAAGGUUGGUAGAUCUCAGUGUUUCCUCCUACUACACAGAUAUGGUAUUUUCAGCUUGAACUGCUGAACGUGAAGUCCCUCUCCGCACAGUGCCUUUUGGUAUUAGACUUCACAUUAACUCUGGAUGAAGCCACCAGCAUUCUUAUCUUCUCUUGCACUGGUGUGAUGAAGCUUCCUGUAGCGCUGGUUGCCUUGGCACCAGUAGUGGGCUUUUGGUUGGGUUACAAUCCCUGAGUGUAUCCCUGCUAUGUCCUUCUCUUGCGUGGAUGUCGCGGAGGCUCCAGGCCAAGCUCAGUGUAGAGGAAGGCGAGCUGGAGGGCACUCUGUGUUGGAGAAAGAAGGCCAAGGACUUUAUCAGUCUGCAUACAUCAACUAAGUUUUAUUCUCUCAAAAGUCAUACAAGUAGUUCUUGUGUGGCUGAUAAGGAGAAAUGGUUGGUUCAAUGGGAAUGUAACCAAGUGAAUUUACUUUCAUAAAAAUGCAGUAAUUCUGAUUCAAAAAUAAAAGUUAGCGUUAUUAUGUUUUACAAAGUUCAAAAAGUUUCUGCACUACUACAUAAUGCUGUGGAUUUUUCUUGAGUGAGCAGAGUCCAUGACAAGUCGGAAAAACACUGACCGCUUCUUUUUACAGGCCAAUAAAACUAUGUUCUGGUGUUGGAGUGGA
Molecule: messenger RNA, 2818 nt
Organism: Myripristis murdjan (pinecone soldierfish)
Lineage: Eukaryota; Metazoa; Chordata; Actinopteri; Holocentriformes; Holocentridae
Gene: slc3a1
Product: solute carrier family 3 member 1
Exons: 10
Coding region: 1-2040 (679 amino acids)
Biological process (GO): carbohydrate metabolic process; amino acid transport
Source: RefSeq, a predicted model, not a curated record